UGCGUAAUGAUAUAUCCUGAUUCGAAGGUGGUGAUGGUCAGACAAUUUCACUCCUGUGGUCGGAUCAUCUUUUCGGCCCAACUGCUGCCGACUGCUGAACUUCGAGCGUUCUCUUCGUCGGUUAUCAAGCAUCGUCGGCGAAAUUGCUCCGUAGCGAGAUCGAGGAUAAGUUGUUCCAUGAGGUCUUACAAGUUGUCGGACCUUUCCCAUGCCGAGGUCGAUCGUCUGAAGGCCCGGCCGCGUAUUGAUUUCUCUAAGAUCUUUAGCGUGGUCAAUCCGAUUGUCGAUGACAUCCAGAGUAGAGGCGAUACUGCGGUCAAAGAGUACACCGCGAGAUUUGACAAAGUUGAGCUGGAGAAGAUAGUUGAGAAUGUGUCUGACCUUCCGGACCCAGAGCUUGAUGCAACAGUAAGAGAAGCAUUUGAUGUGGCGUAUGAUAAUAUAUAUGCCUUCCAUUUGGCUCAAAAAUCACCUGAAAAAAGCAUCGAGAACAUGAAAGGCGUUAGAUGUAAAAGGGUGGCCAGGAGCAUUGGCUCUGUAGGCCUUUAUGUUCCUGGGGGUACUGCAGUUCUACCGUCAACAGCCCUUAUGCUUGCAGUUCCUGCACAGAUUGCUGGGUGUAGAACUGUUGUUCUUGCAACUCCCCCAAGUCAAGAUAGCAGCAUCUGCAAGGAAGUACUAUACUGUGCCAAGAAAGCUGGCGUGACUCACAUCCUUAAAGCUGGAGGAGCACAGGCCAUAGCUGCCAUGGCAUGGGGAACUGAAUCCUGCCCGAAGGUUGAGAAGAUAUUUGGUCCCGGAAAUCAGUAUGUCACCGCUGCAAAAAUGAUUCUCCAAAACAGUGAAGCAAUGGUUUCCAUCGACAUGCCUGCGGGUCCUUCGGAAGUUCUUGUCAUUGCAGACAAGUAUGCUAGUCCAGUCCACAUAGCAGCUGAUCUGCUAUCCCAGGCUGAACAUGGUCCAGACAGUCAAGUUGUUCUUGUCGUAGCUGGGGAUGGAGUGGAUAUAAAGGCUAUUGAGGAAGAAAUAACCAAGCAGUGUGGGAGCCUUCCUAGAGGAGAAUUUGCUUCAAAAGCUCUGAGCCACAGCUUGAUUGUGUUUGCUCGUGAUAUGGUUGAGGCAGUUUCCUUCUCAAAUUUGUAUGCCCCUGAGCAUCUGAUCAUCAAUGUAAAAGAUGCUGAGAAGUGGGAGAGCUUUAUUGAGAAUGCAGGCUCUGUAUUUUUAGGCCAGUGGACGCCAGAGAGUGUUGGAGACUAUGCCAGCGGGACAAAUCAUGUCCUCCCGACUUAUGGUUAUGCACGAAUGUAUGGCGGAGUGUCUCUCGACUCCUUUCAGAAGUACAUGACAGUUCAGUCUCUGACAGAGGAAGGGUUGAGAAACCUAGGCCCAUAUGUGGCCGUUAUGGCCGAAGUGGAGGGAUUGGAAGCCCACAGGAGAGCUGUUACCCUUAGGCUUGAGGACAUUGAAGCAAAGCAAGCUUCAAAUGUCCAGUGAGUCCGAUGUCCUUCUCUCAUCUCUCUUUGAAUGAUGCUCUACAUGGAAACUAUUGUUUUCUGGGCAUCCGAGCAAUGGAGUCCAGUCUUUUGUACUCAAGUUAUGUGUUAAGGGUUUUUCAUCUUCUUUUUUAGGGUUCUGAUUGUACAAAGGAGGCAAAAAUUUCUGUUAUGACUAGAUGGUAACAUUCGAUAUCCGAUUUAAUUAGAGUAGCUGUGGGUGCUUACUGUCAGUCUUGAUGCUAUGGUUGUCCAAACUCAAGCAUGGAGAGAUUGAAACUACUGUACCCACAAUUGGUAUGUCUUUAUAUGAAACAAGUACUUUACAGUCUGAGUUUAUGGCUAAUGAUGCAGUAGUUUUCUGGGA
Messenger RNA from Syzygium oleosum, 1860 nucleotides. Its product is annotated as histidinol dehydrogenase, chloroplastic. The transcript is spliced from 14 exons. NCBI's taxonomy places the organism in Eukaryota, Viridiplantae, Streptophyta, Magnoliopsida, Myrtales, Myrtaceae. Gene Ontology annotation, molecular function: histidinol dehydrogenase activity; NAD binding; metal ion binding. Gene Ontology annotation, biological process: L-histidine biosynthetic process. Bases 7 to 1494 code for a protein of 495 amino acids. The record is from RefSeq and is a predicted model, not a curated record. Gene Ontology annotation, cellular component: cytoplasm; chloroplast stroma.